GAAGGGGAAGAACAUCGGCACGGAGCACUCAAACCCAAGCGCACCACAUCCUUCCAUCCUCGGUGCUGGUUGUGCCACCUUACCUGUGCGGUCCGAGCUCAACUCCUUCCUUGUGGGUCCACUUCCUGGAGGAGGCAGUGCUCCUGCACAUCUGAGCAGGAUGCCUGCUGGGACAAGCAGGAAUGCAGAGAGGUCAAGAGGAUGCGGGCAGGCAUCCCUCUUGCUGGUGGUAUUGAUGGCGGUGGUGUUGGGGGGCCGGGGUGGCGUGCAGUCGUGCCCGGCUCCCUGCAGCUGCCUGGGGAACACAGUGGACUGCCAUGGCCUCGGGAUCCACGCUGUGCCCAGAAACAUUCCCAAAGGAGCAGAACGGCUAGAUCUGAAUGGGAACAACCUCACCAUCAUCACCAAGAUGGACUUUUUGGGCCUUAAGCAUCUGCGAGUACUUCACCUAAUGGAGAACCAAAUCCGAGAGGUGGAGCGAGGCGCUUUGGAUGAAUUGAACAAUCUGGAGCGUCUUCGCCUCAACAAGAAUCGUCUAACGCAAAUUCCGGAACUUCUCUUCCAGAAGAAUGAAGCUCUGUCACGGCUUGACCUGAGUGAAAACGCUAUUCAAGCCAUUCCCAGGAGAGCCUUCAGAGGGGCUGCAGACCUAAAAAAUCUCCAGCUGGAUAAAAAUCACAUCAGCUGCAUUGAGGAGGGAGCAUUCAGGGCACUGCGAUCUUUGGAAGUACUGACGCUGAACAACAACAAUAUCAGCAGCAUUCCCGUGUCCAGUUUCAACCACAUGCCUAAACUUCGCACAUUUCGUCUUCACUCCAAUAUGCUGCGCUGCGACUGUCACUUGGCCUGGUUAUCGCCGUGGCUCCGCCAGCGCCCUGCAUUGGGCCUUUACACUCAGUGCAGCGCCCCACCUUCCCUAAGGGGGCUCAACUUAGCUGAGCUACGCAAAAGCGAUUUGGCUUGCUCAGGCCACGGCAGCAGUGCCUUCGUGCAGCCGUGCAGCUUGGCGUCCGGCUCAUGCCCGCCCAUGUGCUCGUGCAGCAAUAACAUCGUGGACUGCCGGGGAAGAGGCCUAACUGCUAUACCCGCACACCUCCCUGAGGCUAUGACAGAGAUUCGUCUGGAGCAGAAUGGAAUCAAGUCUGUUCCUCCAGGGGCCUUCACCUCCUACAAGAAGCUUCGGCGAAUUGACCUGAGUAACAACCAAAUAUCGGAAAUUGCUCCAGAUGCUUUUCACGGCCUCAAAGCCCUCAACUCCUUGGUUUUGUACGGCAACAAGAUAACGGAGCUUCCUGCCGGUGUGUUCGAUGGCCUAGUCUCACUGGAGCUGUUGUUGCUGAACGCCAAUAAGAUCCACUGCGUGCGCGCAUCAGCCUUCAAGGAUCUGGAGAACUUGGCUCUGCUGUCACUGUACGACAACAAGAUCCAAAGUUUGGCAAAAGGAACCUUCAGUUCACUGCAUGGCAUCCAGACACUCCACUUGGCCCAAAACCCCUUCGUCUGUGACUGCAACGUCAAGUGGCUGGCUGACUUUCUCCGCGCGAAUCCCAUCGAGACCAGCGGGGCUCGCUGCGCCAGCCCACGACGUCUUGCCAACAAACGCAUUGCUCAAAUUAAAAGCAGCAAGUUCCGAUGCUCUGCCAAGGAGCAGUACCACAUCCCAGGAGCUGAGGACCGCCGCCUGAGCUCCGGUUGCAACAGCAAGCCAGCUUGUCCUAGCAAGUGUCGCUGUGAGGCCAACGUGGUGGACUGCUCUAACCUGAGACUAACCAAGUUUCCCCAGCACCUACCACCCACCACUGAAGAAUUGCGCCUCAACAACAAUGACCUCUCCCUGCUGGAGGCCACGGGCGCUUUCAAGGGCCUGUCGCAGCUCAAAAAAAUAAACCUGAGCAACAACAAGAUCUCAGAGAUUGAGGAUGGUGCGUUCGAGGGCGCCUCGGCAGUGGCCGAACUCCACCUGACCGCCAACCACCUGGAGGCCGUGCGGGGGAGUAUGUUCAGAGGAAUGGAUAUGCUACGCAUGCUGAUGUUGAGGAACAACAAGAUCAGUUGCUUACACAACGGUAGCUUCACAGGCCUGAGCAACGUACGUCUGCUGUCGCUCUAUGACAACCAACUGAGCGUCAUCCUUCCAGGAACUUUUGACCCGCUUCCUAACCUCUCCACACUGAACCUGCUGGCCAACCCAUUCAACUGCGACUGCCGUCUGUCCUGGUUGGGCUCCUGGCUCAGGAGCCGCCGCAUCGUGACGGGAAACCCUCGCUGCCAAAGUCCAGCUUUCCUGCGUGAGAUCCCGAUGCAGGAUGUGGCUGUGCCUGACUUCCGCUGUGAAGAUGGUACUCACACUGAGUCCACCAGCUGCUCUUUGGGCCCACAGUGUCCCAGUGGUUGCACGUGCAUGGACACUGUGGUACGGUGCAGCAACAAGCACCUGCAAGCCCUACCCAGAGGACUUCCUCCAAACCUCACCGAACUGUAUCUGGAUGGGAACCAGUUUACGCGAGUACCCAACCUGCUUAGCAAGUUCAAGCAUCUACAACUCAUUGAUUUGAGCAACAACAAAAUCAGCUCGCUGUCUGAUGACUCCUUCGCUAACAUGAGCCAACUCACCACGCUGAUCCUGAGUUAUAAUUCUUUACGUUGUAUUCCUCCUCUGGCGCUGGGAGGCCUGCGAUCCCUGAGGCUGCUAUCUCUGCACGGUAACGACAUCUCUGAGUUGCAACAUGGAAUCUUCAACGAUGUCACGUCACUCUCACACCUCGCCAUCGGCUCCAACCCCUUGUACUGCGACUGCCGCCUGCUGUGGUUGUCCGAGUGGCUCAAGAGCGGCUACAAGGAGCCGGGCAUCGCGCGCUGCAGCGGCCCUCCGGGCAUGGAGGGUAAACUCCUGCUCACCACGCCCCCGGAACACUUCCUUUGUCAAGGUGCGGUGGAGGCGAGCGUGGUGGCUAAAUGCAACCCAUGUGCAUCAUCGCCUUGCCACAACCAAGGCCUCUGCCAAGGCUUACCUUCACACUCACAGCCAUACACGUGCACCUGCAAGGAUGGAUUCACGGGACAACGUUGUGAGACUCCAGUGGACGCAUGUGCUAGUAAUCCCUGCAUCAAUGGAGGAACGUGUCUCAGUGACGAGCAGACGAGCAGCUUCAGUUGUGCAUGCUCUUUGGGCUUCCACGGCGUCUACUGCGAGGUGAACGCCGACGACUGCCAAGAUCACGGCUGCGAGAGCGGUGCCACCUGCGUGGACGGCGUGGGAAACUAUACCUGUCUGUGCCCCCCUGGAAGAGAUGGUCUCUUUUGCCAAGAAGAGCAGGAUGCCUGCUCGCCCGCUAGGAACCCCUGCAAGAAUCAGGCCACAUGUGUCAGGACAUCAACAGGACACAGGUGCGUGUGCAUCCCGGGUUGGGUCGGUCCGGACUGCGGCCUGGACUACGAUGAGUGUGCGGACCACCGCUGUCAGAAUGCGGCACAGUGCGUGGACCACCUGGAUGGAUACACUUGUGUGUGCCCUCAGGGAUAUACGGGUGAUUUUUGCGAGGUGUCGCCGCCUCCUGAGUCUCUAUGCCUGCUGGUGCGCUGCCAAAAUGGCGCCCCCUGUGUGGAGAAGGCAGGUGUGGCACUGUGCCAAUGUCCGGCGGGCUUUGAAGGUGCCACCUGUGAGAAGCUGGUCAGUGUCAACUUCGUCAACAGAGAUGCUUACGUUCAACUGCGUGACGUCAAGAAUCUCCCCCAAGUCAACAUCACCAUGCAGGUGUCUACAGGGGAUGAAAAUGGUAUUUUGUUGUUUAAUGGAGACCAAGAACCAAUUGCUGUGGAGCUUCAUCAAGGGCAUGUCAGGGUGACCUACGACCCCGGCAAUGAGCCCGCCAGCGCCAUCUACAGCUCGGAAACAGUGAAUGACGGUCUGUUCCAUACGGUGGAGCUGCUAACUUUUGAUCGGACGGUCAACUUGUCAGUGGACGGAGGGCAACCAGCUACUCUGGAUGGACGGGGAGGAAGCCAUGGAACUAGCAUGGACGCACCGCUCUAUGUUGGAGGUCUUCCAGAGGAAGUUUUUCCCGCCUCACUGUCUCUGUCCUCCCACGCCGUCAACAUGUCAGGUUUCCACGGCUGCAUCCGGAACCUAUACAUCAACCACGAGCUUCAGGACUUUACGCGCGGACACAUGCAAGCGGGCGUGCUGCCAGGAUGCCAGGCAUGCCGCAAGCUCUUGUGCGUGCACGGCCUCUGCCAGCCUGGAGGAGGCGCUCAGGGAGCGCAGUGUUUAUGCCAGUCAGGCUGGUCGGGGCCACACUGCGAUCAGCCAAUCACAGACGGACUUGACGGAGGAGGUAGCGCGGUCAACGCUACAGUAGCCGCAGAAGCGUUAGGCUCGGUGUGUUCCGGCAUUCCCGUCAGAGAUUACCACCGCUUGCAGCGGGGUCCAGUCGUCUGCAGGACUCCCAAAACCUUGUCCUGGCUGGAGUGCCGGGGCCGCUGCCAGCCGGAAGGGGUCUCGUCAGGUGCGGCUUCCUGCUGCGCCGCUUUGAGGCUGCGCCGACGCCGAAUCAACUUCCUGUGCGACGACGGAACCUCUUUGACGCAAGAUGUGGAGAAGCCAAUUGAGUGUGGAUGCAAGAUGUGUGUGUAGAACACCCCUCCACGCGCGCACACACACACACUUUGAUGAACUUUUUUUUUUACUUGUAAAUCUCAGUGUUGUUUUUCAAGUAGCUCAGUACACAUACACACACAAAAUGACUACAAAUGGCAGAAAUUAUCAUUUGAAAUCGUCUUUAGAAAAUAACGUUUUGUUGUUUUUGAAAAAAACGUAUGUGAAAAAUUAAUCUUCAACACUAACAAAGGCACAUUAGUUUAAUUCAAGACACCAUGUGUUGUCCAUGAUGUUACAGGAAAACAAAUGCAAUGGGCUCAUUUAAAGGGAUCCACGGAUAGAAAGACUUGUAGUUCCUAUAAAAUAAACAUCAGCAUGAGUUAAAAUUGAUGUUGAUGUUUUCGUUUUGAUACAAUUUGUAAAAUUAGUUUAACUAGUACGAGGUCGCCAUUGCUGUUGACGUCGCAUGGCGGUAACGUCACAUGGUUACUUUGCCGGGCUUCCUGAGUAUGACUCUAGCGACGUAAAAAUGUCAUCUAUUCAACCCUUUCAAUUUGAACCAGAGAAGAACAUUAAUGAGCAUGACAGGACUGUCGAUAUUUCACAAAACGAGAAGCAAAAGUAAAAUGAAUAGGAAAGACGAGAUGAGACGAGACAAGAGUAGAAAAAAAAAUUGGUGUUCUGCCAAAAUGUGCUACAUCAGCGAAGCGCCCUACAAGUGGCGAAUUUGACACCCAAAAUACUCUUGUGCACUUUCACCUUGUUUUGUUUAGAUCAGACAUGUCCAAAGUGCGGCCCGGGGGCCAAAUGUGGCCCGUGGUCAAAUUUCAUCCGGCCCCCAGCCUCUGUCAUAAGAUCAAUAACGUCUGGCCCGCACACAGACUUAAUAAAUUGGUCAGCAGUACUGCUACCAGCAUAUAAGGUAGCUUACACACUAAAUGCUGCUCCCCAUUUACCCAAUAAAAGGCAGCAGCACUCUAAGCAACAUUACACCAUGUGAUCCUUGACUUCCAAUUUUCUAAAAUGGCGACAAUCAACAACAACAAAAAAAGUUGACUGCGACGGCUGACGCUUCAAGGAUAGGUGGAAAUUGGACUAUUUCUUCAAUAAAAUACGCAACAACUGUGUCUGUCUCAUUUGCAAAGAGACAGUCGCUGUUUUUAAAGAAUUCAAUGUGAGGCGAUAUUACCAAACAAGACACGCUAACAUGUACGACAAGAUUACGGGGAAGAUACGCAGCGAGAAAUUGAAGCAACUUUUGAAGCUAGUUUAAGUAUUUCGCAAGAGCCCGAGAGUCGAAAGAGAACGCUAGUUGCGAGAUUGUUGAACUUAUUAAUUCAAAAAAUAAUAAUAAUAAAGCAAAUGUGACACACAGAAUGGCUUGCUAAAAUUUGCUUAAAUAUAUUGUUCUGCGUAAAGGACGUCAGUCAAGGUCGGCCCCCCACAUUUUUACCACACCAAAUCUGGCCCCCUUUGCAAAAAGUUUGGACACCCCUGGUUUAGAUGCAUACAGACAGAACAUACUAAAAAUGCCUUACGAAAAUACAUAAACCUAGUAAUAUCAGAUAAGGGUUGUUUAAAAAUGCUAAUGUGGUCAACAGAUGAACAAUCUGAUUUAAAGGUACCACAAGAAAACACAAUGCUUAAAAGUAUGAGAGGGAAACACAUGCAAAAAGUAUUUUGAGGCAAUGAAAAGUUAAUAAAAGACUCAAUAAAACACAAAUAGUAAGCACUCGCAGCUUUUAACCGAUCGGCGCAUAUGUUGGACGUGCUGCGUAGAAGGAAUGGGAAUAACCCGGUCUAGUGACAGUGACAAUCUACGUCAUCACCCCAAGCCUCCAUUGCGCGCACAAAGCAUGGCGCCCUCCAUAGGUCAAAACAUGUACAAAAUAUUAUUCAAUUUUAAAUCAAUGGCAAUAUUUUAUGUGUUUCUAAUAACAUAUUUUAGUAAAAGAGAACAAUUGUGGAUGAUUAGAGCCUACAAGUCCGAGGUUCCCUUUAAGACUUAAGAAAAUUAUCUUCAAAAUGUUGAUGAAUUUUUUGGGGGAAAACUCAAAACUGUUUUAGUUGCUAACACAGCAAGUACAUCUGGGUUGUCAAAGACCCAAAACAGCCUCUUAUAUGAAUUAAUUUCACAAAAACAAGUUACAGUAUUGGCCCGAAUAUAAGACGGCCCUGAUUAUAAGACGACCCCCUCUUUUUCAAGACUCGUUUGAAAAAACAGUUUUUGAACACCAAAUUAAUUUUUAUACAGAAAAUAAUUACAGUAGUCUUGAAACAAAUCUGAAUAAGGAAAAACAUUGCAAUAAAACAAUGCAAACAGGUUAAACUUGAGAGUAGCUGAGAUCUGUCAUGACAGAACAUCGCUUCAAUGAUAUCUGGCGCCAUCUAGCGUCGUGAAUUGGGAGAGUAGCUGAGCUUUGACAUGACAGAACAUCGCUUCAAUGAUAUCUGGCGUCAUCUAGCGUCAUGAAUGGGUAUAAUGUGUAGACCGCGAAUAUAAGACGACCCCCUCUUUUUCAAUCUUAUUUUAAUGCAAAAACACUGUCUUAUAUUCGGGCCGAUACUGUAAUUUCAUUAGACUGUUCUGUCUUUCAUGUUAACAAAAACAUGUACAUUCAAUCAAGACGUGUGUGUCUCAGACAUGUGUCUCAAGAUGUGUCUCAGACAUGAAUGAAAAAAAAAAAAACACACACGUUAAUUCAGGACAAAAGUAAGAUACAGUGGUAUGAAAAAGCAUCUGAACCUUUUGGAAUUUCUCGCUUUUCUGCAUAAAAUCCCCAUCAAAUGUGAUCUGAUCUUUGCCAAAAUCACACAGAUAAAAAAACUUUUAACUAAAACCACUCAAACAUUUAUAGGUUUUCAUAUUCUAAUGAGGAUAGUAUGCAAACAAUGACAGAGGGGGAAAUAAGUAAGUGAACCAUCUCCUUUAAUAUUUUGUGGCCCCCCCUUUGGCAGCAAUAACUAACCAGACGCUUCCUGUAGCUGCAGAUCAGCGUGGCACAUCGAUCAAGACUAAUGUUGGCCCCAUCAAGUCUCUAAAACUGCUGUAGUUCAGUCAGACUCCUGGGAUGUCUGGCAUGAAUCGCUGUCUUUAGGUCAUGCCACAGCAUCUCAAUAGGGUUCAAGUCUGGACUUUGACUUGGCCACUCCAGAACGUGUAUUUUGUUCUUCUGAAACCAUUCUGAAGUUAAUAUACUUCUAUGUUUUGGAUCAUUGUCUUGUUGCAGCAUCCAUCCAAUUUUUAGCUUCAACUGUCUGGCAGACAGCCUCAGGUUUUCCUGCAAAACAUCCUGAUAAACAUUUGAAUUCAUUCUUCCAUUGAUGAUUUAUUUAUUUAUUUUCCCUUAAGGCAUGACAAAUCCAAACAAAAAUACAGCAUUUAUAUGUGUUUACAAUUAAUUCAACCCGAAAAGAAAAGGGCUGACGGAAGAUUGCAAGUUGUACAAGCCCUGAGGCAGCUAAGCAGCCCCAAACCAUGAUGCUCCCUCCACCAUGCUUCAUGGUGGGUAUGAGGUGUUGAUGUUGGUGAGUUGCUCCAUUUUUCCUCCACACAUGAUGUGUGUUACUCUUAAACAAUUUAACUUUGGUUUCAACAGUCCAUAAAAUAACUUCUGUGGAGUAUCCAAGUGCCGUUUUGCGAACAUUAAAUGAGCAACAAUGUUUUUUUAGACAGCAGUGGCUUCCUCCGUGGAGUCCUUCCACAAACACCAUUCUUGGCCAUAGUUUAACAUAUAGUUGAUGUGUGCACAGAAAUAUUGGACUCUGACAGUGAUCUCUGUAAGUCUUUAGCAGACACUCUAGGGUUCUUUUUUACCUCACUGAGUAUUCUGCGCUGAACUCUUGGCGUCAUCUUUGGUGGGCAGCCAAUCCUUGGGAAAGAAGCAAAAGUGCCAAGCUCUCUCCAUUUGUAGACUACAUCUCUGACUGUCGAAUGAUGAACAUCCAGACUUUUAGAGAUGGUUUUGUAUCCUUUCCCAGCUUUAUACAAACCAACAAUACUUGAUCGCAGGUCUUCAGACAGCUCUUUUGACCAAGCCAUGAUGCACAUCAGACAAUGCUUCUCAUCAAGACAAUUCUUACCAGGUGUCUGUUUUAUAGUGGGCAGGGCAGCUUUAACACUAGAAGUCCCAGAGAAUUCUUAUACUCCUAAUAGUCCCAAGCAAUGGCCGAUUUGGCCUCUACCCCAGAAAAACCCAGAGGUGGCCAAAAUGGCCCAAGUGCUUUUGAAUUGGCAAGUCGUUGUCCGACAGACAAGAGCCAAUCAUAUAAGGGAAUAUUAGGAGUAUUUGUCUUGGGGAAAGGCCGAUUCGGCCUUUGCUGGGUUUUCUAGUGUUACACCCCUCAUCAGCGAUUGGGCACAUACCUGACUUAAAUUGUUCGGUAAAAAUUGGCUUUAAUUGCUCUUUAAGUCUCCUUAGGAGAGGAUUCACUUAUUUUUCCCCCUUCUGUCAUUGUUUGCAUGCUAUCCUCAUUAAAAUAUGAAAACCUGUAAAUGUUUGGGUGGUUUUAGUUAAAGCAGACACUGUUUUUACAUCUGUGUGAUUUUGACAAAGAUCAGAUCAAAUUUGGUAGUGAUUUUUAUCAGAAAUGUGAGACAUUCCAAAGGGUUCAGAAACCUUUUCACACCACUGUACUUAGUUGUCCUGAGUAAAUGACAAAAAUGUAUGUUAGGUUUGUCCGACUUUUAAUUUUUAUCUUACGUUCACAAAAACACACAUCAAUUGAAGCCUAAGUUAUUUAUCUUUAUGAAACCACCUACUUUGAAGACAUUUGUCUUUGAUGUCAACAAAAAGAUGUGUGAUGUAAAGUUCUUUGAAGACCAAAUGGUUUCCCGCGUUAUUAAAAAUGUAAAAAAUAAAAACACUAGGUCUGUCGAAGGCUGUAAAUUUUCUUCAAUAUGUAUGGAAACACCUUUGAUGGAUUUAUAGAAAUAUAAUUGCCUUUGUUCUAUAAUAAAACAUGUUAGGAUCAUUGACAACAUUUAAUUUUAUGAUGUUUGCAUUUUUAUAAGCCAAGAGUAAAUUUCCUUACUGUUAGAGUCCCAGUCAGACAUUGCAAACAUUGAACACCAAAUUUGUGUGUGUGUGUCUUUGAUGUUGUUUUGUUCGCAAGUGACACGCCUCCUCUGUGAUGUGAUCGGAGGAGUCAGCAUCACAAGAUCAGUAAAUGUAGCUAUACAAAUCUUUAUUUAUACCAACGUGACCGUGACAUGUAUUAACUUUUUAUUUAAUUGUUUUAAUUUGGACAUUUUGAGUAAUCUAAUGUACCGUAGCUUUUUUUUUUUUGUCAACUAUGACAGACACAAUAACGAGCUAACAGACUGUAAAAUAAUAUAUAAGAAGUGCUCAUAGUAUUUUUCUAUACGUUGACUGUAUGCUAGUGUUCUCCUUUGGAUUAAUUUAUUGGAAUAAAAAGCAGCUCCUUCUUCA
This is a messenger RNA of Corythoichthys intestinalis (scribbled pipefish), 10029 nucleotides long. Its product is annotated as slit homolog 1 protein-like. Bases 161 to 4633 code for a protein of 1490 amino acids. NCBI's taxonomy places the organism in Eukaryota, Metazoa, Chordata, Actinopteri, Syngnathiformes, Syngnathidae. The transcript has 37 exons. The record is from RefSeq and is a predicted model, not a curated record. Gene Ontology annotation, molecular function: Roundabout binding; calcium ion binding; heparin binding. Gene Ontology annotation, biological process: negative chemotaxis; axon guidance.